GGCUGAGAACUUAUUUAGAACUAUAUUACAGACAAGUGACAAUAUACUACAAAAGAUAUGAACGAAAUAAACAUCACAACACCAAGCAAUGAGUUUUUAACAGAACAUUUUGAUACAAAUAUGGAAACGGAUAGAUUCACUUUUGAAGAACCUUUAUUGGUGGAGCCCGCCGUAAUGUUCUCCACUGUAGAAACCCCGAAAGUAAGUGAAGAACCUCGAGUGCUUCGUAGAAGCCAACGGAUUAAAGACCAAAUGGAAAGAAAGAGGAUACAAUCCAUGAUAAGUGAUGUGGAGAAGGACCCAGAGCCACGUAAAUCUAAAUCCAAGAGAUCCACAAGACGUGUAUCUUCGACCAAUGGCAAGUGCAAAUGUAUAAAGUUGGCAUCAAAGUACUUUGAAUGCGCAAGUAUAAAUGGAAGGCUUUAUAGACUUAAAGAUCUAACAGAUGCCAUAAAAACGGGCAUUGCUUUAGAGAAUUUGCAGCAAAAGUCGCCCAAAAAGAGCAUGGGAAUUUCCAGAUCUCGUCGACCAGGACAAUCCAAAAAAAAGACGAAAAGCCCUAGCGUUGUAGAUCCAGAAGAAAUUGAUGAGAAUACUACAGAAAUGAAAGAUCUAACCAAUGCCAUAGAAACGGGCACUCCUUUACAGAGGUCGCACCAAAAGUCGCCUAAAAAGAACUUGGGAACUGCUAGAUCUCGUCGACCAGGACAAACCAAGAAAGAUACGAAGAACUCUAUAGUUGUAGAACCAGUAGAAGCCAAUGAGAAUAUUACAGAAUUGGCCUUGGAAACCGCCAGAUCUCGACGACCAAGACAACCUAAGAAAGAUACGAACAACUCUAUGGAUGUAGAUCCAGUAGAAUCUGCUGAAAAUACUACAGAAAUGGACGAAAAAUACCCCAAUUCAACUAGAAAGCGUUAUGGACUAAAAGAUAAAUCGAAGGACAGGGAAUACAAACCUCCCAGUUCUUAUCGAGCAGGAAAAUCCAAUCCGGAUCCUACGGAUAUGAACGAUAAACCGGAACCUCGUCGAUCUGAGCGCAUUACAAAUCAAAAGGAGCGACUCUUGAUGAUGUCUAAGAAACCAGAUCUUGAGAAUAUCGAAAAUCGUAGACCUCAAAGCAGUCGUUCAAAAAAACAGGAAUCAAAACUCAACAGCAUUUCCGGCGACAUGGAAGUGGGUAUUGCCAUUAAAAACAAGCAGCAGAAACAGCAGCGCAAAAAUCAACGCCAAAAAUUGGGGACUGCCGGACCAAAUCGAUUAGGAAAAUCUAAGAAUUCGAAAAGGUUCCAGUCUGUAGAUCCACAAAAUGUUGUACCUCCAUUGAGAGUUGCACCUGUAGUUGAUUGGGAAAAAAUAGGAGUUCCCAAAGUUGUUCAAGAACCCCAAAUAGUAUUGAGAAGGAGUGCCAGAAUUCAAGAAGCCAAACGCAGAAGAGAGUUAUUGGAAAAAAAUUUAAAGAAGGAUGAAGAAAAACCAAAGCCGAGAAAGGUGCCAAAACCUAGAAAGAAGCUACCUAAGAUCCUUGGACACCAGACAUGUUGCAAAUGCAAAACCAAAAUGACUCCUAAGUCAUUUUCGACUACGUACUUUGAGUGUGCCGAUAUAAACGGAAGACUUUAUAGACUGGCAGACCUUUCGGAAGAUAUGAAUGUAGGCAUGGCUUUCCAAAGGCAGCAAAAAAAAUCACAGCUCCAAAAGAGUCGUCGAGUUUUGGGAACGAAGGAACCUCUACCCAAGGAUCUCAAGCGCCUUAAUCGUAAACAUAAAUAAAUGCAAGUCCAUAUACACCCACCUAUUUAAAAUAUUAUAAUACAAAAUUGCUGUGAAAAACAUUUACCUUUCAGAUUUGUAUGUGUAUCUAUUUUUGUCAAUGUCAAUAUUUUAAAAUAUCAAUAUAUAAGUCUUUAUAUUUCAUUAUGACCACAA
This is a messenger RNA of Drosophila subpulchrella, 1929 nucleotides long. Its product is annotated as serine/arginine repetitive matrix protein 2. Bases 58 to 1773 code for a protein of 571 amino acids. The transcript has a single exon. The record is from RefSeq and is a predicted model, not a curated record. NCBI's taxonomy places the organism in Eukaryota, Metazoa, Arthropoda, Insecta, Diptera, Drosophilidae.